AUGGCGACCAGUUCUUCUGGAAACCAAACAAGAUCUCAUGAAGAGCACAUUCCAAUGUGUAAAAAACAUGAUUUAACAAUAGACAUGAUAUGCGAGGAUUGUGGAAAGCUUAUUUGUUCCAAGUGUGUCAAAUUGGACCAUAUGGAUCAUAAGUGGGAUACAAUAGCCAUAUCAGCCAGUCUAAGAAGACGGGAGCUUAAAGAGUAUCUGUUGAAAAUCACAAAGGAGAUUAUAGGGCAAUUAGACAACAAAAUAGAGGCAACAGCUAAACAUAUGGAGGACAACAAAGCAUUUUAUAAGAAUGAGGUUUUAAAGCUUCAAAAUCAUUAUGAUGCCAUUGUGAAAGAAGUAAAUGAAAUCAAAGAAGAGAAAGAAAAUUCAUUAAAAGACAGCCUGGACGAAAAAAAAUCACAAUUGUGCAAGAACAAAUCAGACUUAGAAAAUAAAAAGAAAGAAGCGAUGGACCUUGUUGGAAUUGUUGAAGAAAAGAACAGAGCCAUGUCAGACUAUAUUUUGAUUCACAACCUCCGAUGGAUCGAGAACCUCAUGUCCAACACAGGCAACGAUGAACAGAAGGUUGACUAUUCUAUAAGAUAUAUAAAAGAUCCAAAAUCCUCCACCCCGGGGGUAGAGGCGGGCUGUGAGAUGAUUUUGUUUCCCAAGGUUCUCAAUCCCCCUGACCAUCUCCCUCUAAAGAACAUGUAA
This is a messenger RNA of Magallana angulata, 705 nucleotides long. RefSeq names its product tripartite motif-containing protein 75-like. The transcript has 2 exons. Lineage: Eukaryota; Metazoa; Mollusca; Bivalvia; Ostreida; Ostreidae. Gene Ontology annotation, molecular function: zinc ion binding. The coding region runs from base 1 to 705 and encodes 234 amino acids. The record is from RefSeq and is a predicted model, not a curated record.